Messenger RNA from Paramecium tetraurelia, 1428 nucleotides. RefSeq lists its product as uncharacterized. Gene Ontology annotation, biological process: protein dephosphorylation. The transcript is spliced from 5 exons. Lineage: Eukaryota; Ciliophora; Oligohymenophorea; Peniculida; Parameciidae. Gene Ontology annotation, molecular function: protein serine/threonine phosphatase activity. The record is from RefSeq and is a predicted model, not a curated record.
AUGUUAGCAUAAAGCUAACAAUUAUAGUAGUCUGAUCAAAAACCAAAGCUGAGCUCAUCGAUAGGUAUCACAACCUUUCCUCAUAAAUUCACCAUACUAUCCAUAUUAUUAAUUGUGAUUGCAUUUAAAUUUUAGAGUACAGUUCCCUAAAACCUCCGAGACAUCCUUAAUCUGAUUAAAUAGAUCAAAGUAGAAUAUAAAAAUAAUUGGGCCAAAAAAGAUACAAGAAUGAAGAAUAAGAGGCAAAGCAAAAUGGAAAGGUGUCUUUGCCUUCCUUGCCAGGAAUAAAGAAACAAGAAAUCUCUAAUUAUGAGCCUUAAGUUGGUAAACAUAGCAAACUAUGGAAAUGGUCUUAGAAUACUAAAUAGAUUGCCCAAGUUAGAUGCAAAGAGUGAAGUUCCAAAAUAAAAACAUAGUUCCAAUGGUCCUUAAGCAAGAAGUCCAAAGCAAUUGGAUGAAGAGACUCCAAAGCCUCACUAUUCUUCAGUAACACCUGAAAGGAGGCAACAAUUUAGUCCUGAAAGAUAAGUCUUAAACAAAAGAAGAUUGAUGGCAAAAACAUGGUAAGGUGGACUGUUUGCUUCAAAGACCAAAGCUGGGUGUCUACCAAAUAAAACAUUGAAAACCAAUUAGGAUGCUGCCAUCCUAUUUCCCAACAAUUUAGAGCAUUACAAUUGUUCCUUAAUUGCAGUAUGUGAUGGACAUGGCACAAAUGGACAUUUAGUUUCAAACUUAAUUAAAUAAAUAUUACCCAAAUAUAUAGAACAAUAAUUUCAAUAGUUAGGAAGAGAUAUAGAAAGAUGUUUAACUGUAGCUUUUGAGAAAACCAAUAAAGAAAUAAAUGAAAGUGAGUUCGAUACAACCUUAUCUGGAUCUACAGCUGUCUCAGUUCUAAUAAGAAAAGAGUAAUUGUGGACUGCCAAUGUCGGUGACAGUAGAGCAAUUUUAUGUAGAAAUUAAGAUGGAUGGAAAGCAAUUUAAUUGACAAGAGAUCAUAAACCAUCUGAUGAAUAAGAGAAGUAAAGAAUUAUUGAAGCUGGAGGUAGAAUUGAUAGUUAAAGAGAUUUUUAUGGUAAUCAACUAGGACCAGAAAGAGUUUGGUUAUAAUACAUAGAUGCUCCUGGAUUAGCCAUGACAAGAAGCAUGGGUGACAAAUUAGGAGCAUAGGCUGGUGUUAUUAGUGUUCCUGAAAUACUUGAAUAUACAAUCACUCCUUAAGAUCAAUUUAUAAUAGUCGCCUCUGAUGGGGUUUGGGAAUAUCUUACUAAUGAGGAAGUGAUGAAUGUUGUGGUUCCAUAUAUUGAAAAGGAUAAUAUCGAUUUAGCUGCUGAUAAACUUAUGGCUGAGGCUAUCAAUUCCUGGAAAAAACAUAGCUUAGCUCGGGAUGACAUAACUUGCAUUGUUGUUUAAUUGAAAAAUUAAGCGUGA